Messenger RNA from Fusarium redolens, 1395 nucleotides. RefSeq lists its product as uncharacterized. The transcript is spliced from 2 exons. The record is from RefSeq and is a predicted model, not a curated record. The coding region runs from base 149 to 1321 and encodes 390 amino acids. Gene Ontology annotation, biological process: regulation of transcription by RNA polymerase II. NCBI's taxonomy places the organism in Eukaryota, Fungi, Ascomycota, Sordariomycetes, Hypocreales, Nectriaceae. Gene Ontology annotation, molecular function: zinc ion binding; DNA-binding transcription activator activity, RNA polymerase II-specific.
CGUACAUCAUCCUUUCGCAUUCCCGUAUUCUUCUUGCCUCUCCCUCGUUGUGACUUUCUUUCUAUACUCGCAAUACUAGCUCCCUUUUUUUCCUUUCUCGACAACUUUCCUCGUAUUCGACCUUUAUGUCGGUCAGCCAGUAAUCAAGAUGCCAUCUGAAGGCUCACGGAAACUCCGUCAAGGUCAUCGCAAGUCCCGUAAUGGGUGCACUACUUGCAAGAAGCGACACAUCAAGUGUGACGAAAAGGUCGCAGAAUGCGCCAAUUGCUCCAUCUCUGAGAGAGAAUGUCACUACGCACCACCCCAGAAACCCAAGACUGGCGCAUCUCCAUACGAAACAGAACAUACAACGCUAUCUGCUUUUCCUCCAGCCAGUAUAUUUGCAGACUCGCCAGUUCCCUCAACACCGGAUCUACAUGAGAUUGAAUCCGAUGAUCUCUUUACUUUUGGCCACUUGAAUCUGCUCUACCAUGUUCAAGAACACAUUACUGACUGGAUGAUGGUGACGGACCGACUUCAGCCACUCGCCAACAGCUACAUAACCACGGCAUUGAAAACACCCUAUCUGAUGAAUCAACUUCUCGCUUUAUCUGCGAUGCACCUCAAGACCGUUGACAAGCAUUUGGCCGAGUCUUAUAUGAACACCGCGACACACCUCCGCCAUCGAGCUCUCCGUGGUUUCAACAAGUGUCUCGACAAUACCUCCGAAACAAAUUCAACAGCUCAAUUCGUCUUCGCCUCCCUCUUGGCAUUUCACUACCUCGCAGAGACUGUCGCAGGCCUAGCUGGUCAGGAUUUUGCCACGACUCUCAACUGCAUGGUGAAUUAUUUUAGACUUCAUCGUGGAGCGAGAGUCAUGGGCGAGAGAGCGAACACGAGCUUUACAAAUUCGAAAGUAUCCCAGUGGUUGAUGAACGCAUGGAAAGAAGGAUCCCAUGACUCACAUGCUACUUCUACGGAAUGUGCGGUACUCGCUUCAAUGCUCGAAACAUCCGAACUCAACCAAGAAUCGAGAAAAGCCUGUGAAGAGGCGACUGAGGCUCUCGGCUUUGUGAUGCGUCGCAUCCAAUGCCCCAACAGCUGGGGAGUUCAUGGCUUGAUGGCAUGGUCGAACCUGAUCCCGUGGCGAUUUUUGACCCUUUUGGAGAAGCAAAUUCCCGAGGCUCUCGUUAUUCUAGCUCAUUAUGCCGUUUUACUGCACCGCUUUCGUGCAUUUUGGUGUCUGGAUGAUAUUGGAAAACGCUUGGUAGAGGGCAUCCCGGGACUUUUAGCCGCGUAUUGGGCUAGAUGGCUUCCAAAGCUAGAAAAUAAUGAUGCCUAGUAGUUGAUAGAAUGGUCAUGGAUACUUGAAAACAUAAAUACUUUUUGCAGUAAAUACAGUGGCAGUGGAGCGAU